Messenger RNA from Racocetra fulgida, 399 nucleotides. Lineage: Eukaryota; Fungi; Glomeromycota; Glomeromycetes; Diversisporales; Gigasporaceae. The record is from the annotation of a GenBank genome assembly.
AUGGAAAAACUUGAUCGUCUUCAAGAAACUUUACUUAUUAGAAAUUUAAUUAUCCAAUAUUUAGAAGUCAUAGGUGCUAACAUCAAAGUUGGAAACAAGUAUAUUGUAUCAGAGAAUAUCAAAUUUUCAGAUUCAGGUAAAAUAAUGGUUGAAGCCAUAGACAUAGACUAUGUAAAAAAUGAUGUUGAUUCCACCAGCCCACAAAAAAAAAAGCCUAAAUUCAGUGCUUCUUCCAAAGAGGAUGAUAAUAUUACUGCCCCUGUAGCAUGUGAAAUGAUAAAAACCAGUGACAUAGAAAAGGAACAAGGUUCAUCAUUCAAAAGUAAAAAAUCACCAAAUCAUAUUGAUCUUGAAACGAUUGAUGAUUAUCAAGAAGCGUAUGCAAGUAUCAUCCUGUAA